Messenger RNA from Protopolystoma xenopodis, 546 nucleotides. The record is from the annotation of a GenBank genome assembly. NCBI's taxonomy places the organism in Eukaryota, Metazoa, Platyhelminthes, Monogenea, Polystomatidea, Polystomatidae.
CGGUUACUAUUUGCGGCUGGGCCUAGGGCAGAAAAAGGUCAGUGUGGCGACAAGAUUCUGUCACCGAAGCCAAUGUCUAGCUUAAUGGCGGCAGCAACAGAAGAGACUGGAUCCAGUCCCGGCGUCUAUGCUCUGUUGCAUAAAGGUCUGUUCGUUCAAAUAGGCAGCUUCCCUUCCUUUGCAGUCAUUCCCUUCGGUAGGAGGGAAAAUAGAACCAGAGCCAACAAGGUGUGUCUCAGUUUAAAACCCAAAUCUGUUGCUGGCGUAGUCCAGCCAGGCACGAGGCUGUCUUUUGUUCAAUCAACGUGGCGCACUACGCGGAGGCGGUGGAAGCGAGCCGGCAGAGCGAUUAAGAGAGCUGUCAAGCGAGCAAAUAAGCGAGGAAGAGAGAAAGAAAGAUAUUAUGGGGGAUUGACCAAUCAAAAAAGAGCCAUCAGCUUAACUGCUCUCAGACUCUGCCGCAACAGCCUGUUUGGCUGGCGAUUCGGGCUUGUAGGUGAGGCGUGUUUGCCGCUGGGAGGGCGGAUUAACCAAUCGCUCGACUAG